Lactuca saligna is the source of this 1113-nucleotide messenger RNA. Lineage: Eukaryota; Viridiplantae; Streptophyta; Magnoliopsida; Asterales; Asteraceae. The record is from the annotation of a GenBank genome assembly.
AUGAUACGUGUCCAUUUCUUUCUUCACAAUAGCGAUGAUAUCGAACAUGAUGAUCAAUAUGGCGACGAAGCAUUUGACAAUAAUCAAUAUGAUGAAGACGAUUUCUAUCAUUCGGAUGAUCAAUACAUCGGAAGAAUUCAAUUAUCUGAUUAUGCGAGUGAAGGUACAAAUCAAACUGAUUCUGAAGAGGAAUCAUUCAAUAGCAAUAUUGUUGACUCGCCGGGUGGGAAAACCAAGUUGUGGAAACCUAUUGUUCCUAAAAAAGGUGCUACUUAUCAAUCAUUAGAGGAGGUGGUUGAAAUGUAUAGAUUAUAUGUAGAUAGAGUAGAUUUUGGUGUCAGGUUAAAUACAGUAAUGAGGUUUGGUGACAAAACCAUUAAAAAAGGGUAUGUAGUGUGCAACAAAAUGGCCAUUGAUAACCACAAACGUUCAAUAAACAUUGGAGCAGGUUUGUUAAGCAACGAGUCAAUAGAAUCUUAUCGUUGGUUGCUCGAAGCUUUUUUGAAAGCACAUGGAAAACACCCUCAAUUAGUGUUAACAGACCAAGAUCCAACAAUUCUACAGGCCGUUGAAGCAAUAUUUCCUAGUUCUAAUCACCGUUUAUGUAUGUGGCACAUUAUGAAAAAAGUACAAGCUAAGGUUGAACUAAAGUUGCCUGAAAAAGAAGUUAAAUGUUCAUGCAAUCACUUCAUACGUACUGGCAUUUUGUGUCGUCAUAUUUUUGCUGUAUUGAAAAACAACCAUGUUGAAGAGAUUCCAGAGCAGUAUAUUAUCAGAAGAUGGAGAAGGGAUGCAAUUUCCAGCCAUUUGCUUGCCAUGAAACAUGCAGCAAUGGAGUUUGGCAGUUCAAACCAAACAUCAUCUGAUAAUUAUGAAGAAGAAAUUAUUCGGAUGCUUGGAAUACGCAACAUUCCUGAUGAAAUAAAUAUCCACCCACCUUCAUCUAUACAUACCAAAGGUAGUGGAACUAAGAAAAGAAUGGUUAGUGUUGUUGAGAAAGCUGUUGUAGCUGCAAAGAAAAAAACCAGAAUUUGCACAGGUUGUAAUCAAUAUGUUAACCAUAAUUGGAGGACUUGCAAAGUCAGACUUGCACGAGAGUCAAAACAACCUUAA